Molecule: messenger RNA, 1929 nt
Organism: Rotaria sordida
Lineage: Eukaryota; Metazoa; Rotifera; Eurotatoria; Philodinida; Philodinidae
Source: the annotation of a GenBank genome assembly
AUGAAUGAUAUGUCGAUGAUAUUUGAUGAUGAACAAGAUGACGAGGAAUGGACUUCGACUGAUGACGACGAUGAUGAUGAUGAUGGCGAUGAUGAUGAUGACGAUGGAUGGAUUUUGUAUGAUGACAAUUAUUGUGAAGACGAAGGUAAUAAGUUGUCAUAUCAUCAUAGAGAGCCAGAAGAAUUAAAAGAUCUUGACUGGAAUGCUUUACCAAAUUUUAUACACCAUCUCGACUAUAACCAAUUGAAGAUACAUGAACGUCAAAAGGCUCAUGCUGAAAAUCGUACUUUAUUAUCUAUUCGACGUAAAAUGAUUGCUGAUAAACUUAUUUGCAGAUUACCAUACAAGGGCACUGAAUAUUACAUCACUUCUAAAAAGAAUUUUCAACAAAAAGAAACUGAUUAUAUGAAACGAACGGGUGCUUACAAAUUAAUACAUAUUCUAACUGGAGCUCAUCGAAAUGUUAGUCGAACAUUUCUAGCCAAUAUUGUCGAGCAGGUAAAAAUGAAAUUGCAUAAUUUAUUUGAUUCAAAAUGUAUCAGUGAAGUACACUGUAAUAAAAUGAAUAUUGAUCGAUUAUCGGUUAGAAUGCAUUAUCUUUAUUUUGUUCCAGAAACUCACAAAGAAGGAAUUCCAGUUCAACCAAUUAUGAUAUGUAAUGAUGGACCAACCAUGAACAUAGUCCGUUAUAUAACACCUCUUCUAUGGUCUAUUUUUGAUCGAGCAACUAAUUGCAGACGAUUUUCCAAUGGUGCUAUCGAUGCUAUACAUGCCAUUGAACAUUAUGCUCAAAUAGGCCAUCUUAAAUCUCGAGCUCUCUUCGUCACGUUCAAUAUGGAUGAUUUGAUGAGCACUUUUUCUCAUGAUCAAACAAUUGCAGCCUUAAAAUAUUUCCUUGUUGAAUAUUUAUCAGAUCAGAAAUUGGAUGGUCUUACAAUUGAUACUAUUUUAGAAUUAGUUCACCUUGUUUUGAAUAAUCAAUUCUAUGUUUAUAAUUACGCUUUGUAUCAACAAAUUCAUGGUGGUGCUUCCGGUUUACCAUUAACAAUGUUCUUAGCCUUCAUUAAUGUGUUUUAUGGACAACAUCGAGAUAUUGUAAAAUUAAUGAAAGAAAAAAAUGAAUUUUUCGGCAGAUAUCGAGAACAAGCAAUUUUAACAUGGCAUGAAUCCGAAGAUGAAUUUCGUACAUUGUUCAAUCAAGGUGCUAUUAAUACUGAACAUACUCGAAAUAUCGCAAAAAUGUUCAUUGGGUCAACUGUACACUUUCAUGAUCUGGAAAUUAGACAUGUGAAAAAUGGAAUGCUCGAAAGUAAAGUUUAUUAUGAUAAAGAUAUUGAUAGUCGUCUACCCAAUGUGUCCGAUGAACCACCAAUAGAAAACAAAUCAAAACAUUUACAUGCUGCUCUAUAUCGGGCUGUUCGAUGUUGUUCUGAUGUCGAGAAAUUCGAUCGUGAACGACUUCAUAUCGAAGUGUCAUUUCUGACAUCUGGUUUUACACCAGAAUUUAUUCACUCGGGUAUGGAACGUUUUUACCAAGAAUUUGGUAUAUCAGGAAAAUUCUUUCCAUCACUUUUAAAUGAUAAUGAAUAUGGUCAUUUACGUCAACGUAUUAUACAAGAUGUUGAACUUCAAAUGGAAUUGAAGCAACAGCGUGAACGACAAAAACAACAUACACUAUUCAUACCACGUCUACGUUAUCUUGAUCAAAAAAGACAAGAUGUUUUCAAGGCACGUUUUCAAGAUUGGUGGAAGAAAUAUUACGGUAAUGAACCAAAAACGAAACAUAUUCAGAUCAAAUGGAUAGAGCGAACAUCAACUCGUUUGGAAAAUAGUGAUAUUCUAAUCAAUAAACGACCACCUCUUCAUCUGUUAACUUUAUUGAAACAUGAUCAAAAUAAAAAGAGUUACCGUCCUAUUGAUGGUCUUUAA